AUCCCGUGGUCGAGGAAUUCUCGAUUGAUCGCCCAACCUUUUCCUCAUCCCAGCUCUCCAUUGCGAGAUCGAAUUCGUCCUUCCCAUAUCGAGAGAGGGAAAGUGAGAAAGAGAGAGAAAGAGAGAAUGACGCUGCUGUGCGUACCGCUGGUGUCGAAGACGGUGGAGCAGAUGGUGGCCGACAUGGCCGCCGCCAAGGCCUGCGGCGCCGACCUCGUCGAGAUUCGGCUCGACCACCUCUCCAACUUCGAUCCCCGCCGCGAUCUCCAGCUCCUCCUUGACGACCGGCCGCUCCCGGCCCUCGUCACCUACAGGCCAAAAUGGGAAGGAGGUGAAUAUGAAGGUAAUGAUAAACAGAGAUUCCAGGCACUGUGCUUAGCCAUGGAAUUAGGUGCUGAAUAUGUCGAUGUUGAGCUUAAGGUUGCUGAGGAUUUUGUUAGACUAAUAUCUGAAAAGAAGCCAGAGAACUUUAAGCUUAUUAUUUCUUCUCAUAACUAUCAAAGCACCCCAUCAAAUGAGGAGUUAAGUAGCCUUGUAGCAAGAAUUCAAGCUGCUGGAGCUGACAUUGUAAAGAUUGCAACCACUGCUGUGGACAUUGUUGAUGUUGCACGCAUGUUCCAAGUAAUUGUGCAUUGCCAAGUCCCGAUGAUAGGAUUGGUUAUGGAGGAGAAAGGCCUAAUCUCGAGGUUGCUUUGCCCUAAAUAUGGUGGAUAUCUAACAUUUGCCACCCUUGGCGCGGGAAAGGAAUCAGCUCCAGGACAACCAACGAUAUCAGACUUGUUGAAUGUGUACAAUAUUAGGCAGAUUGGAACAGAUACAAAAGUUUUUGGGAUUAUAGGGAAGCCUGUAGGCCACAGUAAGAGCCCUAUUUUGCAUAAUGCUGCAUUCAAGUCAGUUGGUCUCAAUGCAGUUUAUGUGCCAUUUUUGGUAGAUGUCCUUGCUGAUUUUCUAAAUGCCUACUCAUCAGCAGAUUUUGCUGGGUUCAGUUGUACAAUUCCCCACAAAGAAGCUGCAGUUAGAUGUUGUGAUGAGGUUGAUCCAAUUGCAAAGUCUAUAGGUGCUGUAAAUACAAUUGUUAAAUGGCCAACUGAUGGGAAAUUAAUUGGUUACAACACUGACUAUGUUGGUGCAAUAUCUGCAAUCGAGGAUGGAAUAAGAGGUUCAAAGGGGGUGGGAAAGGACGAGACUGUUUCUCCCCUUGCUGGUAAGGUUUUUGUUGUCAUAGGUGCUGGUGGUGCUGGUAAGGCUCUUGCUUAUGGAGCAAAGGAGAAAGGAGCAAAGGUUGUGAUUGCAAAUAGGACAUAUGAACGAGCUAGAGAGCUUGCAAACUUGAUCGGGGGUCAUGCAUUGACACUUUCUGAAUUGGAAAAGUUCCAUCCAGAAGAUGGAAUGAUUCUUGCAAACACAACAUCGAUCGGAAUGCAGCCAAAUGUUGAUGAGACCCCCCUCAAGAAGCAAGCUCUUGGGGCUUAUGCUGUGGUUUUUGAUGCCGUCUACACCCCCAAAGUGACUAGACUUUUGAGGGAAGCAGAAGAAUCUGGAGCCACUGUUGUUAGCGGACUUGAGAUGUUCAUAAGGCAAGCAAUGGGACAAUUUGAACUGUUCACAAAUCUGGCAGCCCCUGAGAACUUGAUCCGUGAAAUUGUGAAGAAAUACACAUGAAAUGAUAAUUGCAGUCCAAUGCAGCAACACGAGACAGCUAAGUUUUAUGGUGUGUCUGCCUGUUUCAAUCAAAUUCUUUACUAUGUUUCAUAAUAUCAUGUAUGAUGGUUCCUCAUUUUCUGCAAUGGAGGCAAAAAUAUAUUCCCACUGUUGUUGUACAAGGCCUGGAGUCCAGUUUGCUCUAAAUAAACCUAUUGGCCUCGAGUUGAAUACUGUAUGUUGAUCAUAUUGCCUUUUUCAUUGAAAACCCAAUCUCGAGGUAAAAAUAAGCCAGAUUGAUGAUACUUUUUCUGAGCAUUAAUUACAUUUCUCCAAUUAGCCCCCAGGA
This is a messenger RNA of Musa acuminata AAA Group (dessert banana), 1990 nucleotides long. Its product is annotated as bifunctional 3-dehydroquinate dehydratase/shikimate dehydrogenase, chloroplastic. Bases 127 to 1662 code for a protein of 511 amino acids. The record is from RefSeq and is a predicted model, not a curated record. NCBI's taxonomy places the organism in Eukaryota, Viridiplantae, Streptophyta, Magnoliopsida, Zingiberales, Musaceae. Gene Ontology annotation, molecular function: 3-dehydroquinate dehydratase activity; NADP binding; shikimate 3-dehydrogenase (NADP+) activity. The transcript is spliced from 11 exons. Gene Ontology annotation, biological process: shikimate metabolic process; chorismate biosynthetic process.